AUGUCGUUCCUUCCAGAGGAGCAUCACCAGCCGUCUAUGCCAUCUACCUUUGAAGACCAGGAGAAGCAUUCCCGCUCUCGGGAUUCAGGCGUGUCUACACAUUGUGAAAACCAAAUUGGCAACCAGCAUACAGAGCAACCCUCCCGGAAAGGGUCCCGCCCUGUGAAAUCAACCGUGCGAGCCCAAGCCCUGUCUAAAGAUGACCGGCUUUUGAUUGAAUUGAAGGAAGAGCGGAGCUUGCCGUGGAAGCGGAUCGCAGAGUAUUUCCCUGGAAGAUCUGUAGGUUCCCUACAGGUGCGUUAUUGUACACGCCUCAAGGGCAGCAAGGCUGGAAAUUCUGGGCGGCCUGGGCGCAAUUCCAACGUGACAAGCGGAUCCUCGUACAGAGGCACAUCCUGCGAGGCAGUUCAAGCCGCGGAUGGUAGGCGUAAAAACACCCAAGGUGUGGCAAGACAGCGAUAUGGUCCACCUCGGUGCAGGCAAAUCGUGGACCGCUAUUCCCCAGUUUGA
Molecule: messenger RNA, 510 nt
Organism: Penicillium crustosum
Lineage: Eukaryota; Fungi; Ascomycota; Eurotiomycetes; Eurotiales; Aspergillaceae
Exons: 1
Coding region: 1-510 (169 amino acids)
Source: RefSeq, a predicted model, not a curated record